Molecule: messenger RNA, 2643 nt
Organism: Musa acuminata subsp. malaccensis (wild Malaysian banana)
Lineage: Eukaryota; Viridiplantae; Streptophyta; Magnoliopsida; Zingiberales; Musaceae
Product: long chain acyl-CoA synthetase 9, chloroplastic
Cellular component (GO): membrane; endoplasmic reticulum
Molecular function (GO): long-chain fatty acid-CoA ligase activity
Source: RefSeq, a predicted model, not a curated record
GAGAAGAUAGGGAGGACCUGAGCGACAUCAAACCCAGAAGGCCUCAAUAAAUUGACGUCGUCUCGCGUUCUGAGAUCUCCGCCGCACAAAUCCUCGAUCCCUCCGCCGUCACUCCUUUCACGGCCUCUUCCUUACACCCAUCCAUAUCAAGAGCCCCUCCGAGCCCUAAUCCCCCCCCAACUGAUCUGCUAUAGGGCUUUUCUUCUCUGCAUUUUGCUGCUGCCUACGAGGUUGGGUGGGGCUAUUCCCUCUGAAAGAUUCUGCACUUUCUGAGAAUUGGGUCACACAUAAUUUGCUUUUCUCCAAGGAUGAAUCCGUAUAUUGUUGGCAUUUUUGUUCCACUUAUAGCUUCACUUAUGUUCCGAAAAUCGAAUAAUGGAAAGAAAAGAGGGUUGCCUGUGGAUGUUGGUGGAGAGCCUGGAUAUGCAGUUCGCAACUACCGAUUUACUUCUCCAGUGGAGUCUCUUUGGGAAGGGGUUACGACGCUGGCUGAGCUAUUUGAGCAAUCCUGCAAAUGCUUCGCAUACAGGCCUUUACUUGGAUCUCGAAAGCUUAUAACAAAGGCAAUUGAAGUAAGCCAAGAUGGGAGAUCCUUUGAGAAGCUUCAUCUGGGAAGCUAUGAAUGGGUUAGUUAUGGGGAGGCUUUUAGAGCUGUCUGCAGUUUUGCAUCUGGUCUAGUGCAACUUGGCCACAAAAAAGAUGAGCGGAUUGCCAUUUUUGCUGAUACACGAGCCGAAUGGUUCAUUGCUUUACAGGGUUGCUUCAGGCAAAAUAUCACAGUUGUUACGAUAUAUGCUUCAUUGGGGGAGGAUGCUCUUUGUCACUCACUAAAUGAGACAGAGGCAUCGACUGUAAUUUGUGGACAUAAGGAACUUAAAAAACUGAUUGAUAUAAGUCAACAAUUAGACACUGUAAAACGUGUUAUUUAUAUCGAUGAGGAUGGGGUUUCAAGUGAGGUUUCACUGGCCAAGAAGAGUACCAGUUGGAUGAUUGCAUCAUUUGGUGAAGUAGAGACAAUGGGCAGGGAAAAGCCUGUGGAUGCAGUUCUGCCUCUUGCAGCUGACAUUGCUGUGAUAAUGUACACAAGCGGUAGCACUGGUCUACCAAAGGGAGUAAUGAUGACACAUCGCAAUGUUCUAGCUACAGUUUCAGCUGUUAUGACUAUUGUUCCUUCCAUUGGGACUAAAGAUAUAUACAUGGCGUACCUGCCACUAGCCCAUAUUCUUGAGUUGGCUGCAGAGAAUGUAAUGGUUGCUGCAGGGAUUGCUAUAGGAUAUGGAUCACCUUUGACUCUCACUGAUACGUCAAACAAGAUAAAGAAAGGAACCAAAGGUGAUGCUUCAGUUUUGAGACCUACACUGAUGACUGCUGUCCCUGCUAUCCUUGAUCGUGUCCGUGAUGGUGUGCGGAAAAAGGUUGGUGCUACGGGUGGGUUAUCGAAGAAAUUAUUUGAUGUUGCAUAUGGUCGUAGGUUAGCUGCUAUUAAUGGAAGUUGGUUUGGAGCAUGGGGUUUAGAAAAAGUUUUGUGGGAUUUGCUUGUCUUUAGAAAGGUUCGAGCAGUUUUGGGAGGACAUGUACGAUUUCUACUCUCCGGUGGUGCUCCUUUAUCUGGUGAUACUCAAAGAUUUAUCAAUAUAUGUCUCGGGGCUCCAAUAGGACAAGGAUAUGGUCUGACUGAAACUUGUGCUGGUGGAACAUUUUCCGAAUAUGAUGACACUUCUGUUGGUCGUGUUGGUGCUCCACUUCCAUGUUCAUAUAUCAAGUUGAUUGAUUGGGCAGAAGGUGGAUAUUUAGUUACAGAUUCACCAAUGCCUCGUGGGGAGAUUGUUAUUGGUGGUCCAAAUGUUACACUUGGGUACUUCAAGAAUGAAGAGAAAACAAAGGAAGUUUACAAGGUUGAUGAGAGAGGAAUGCGGUGGUUUUACACUGGCGAUAUUGGAAGAUUUUACCCUGACGGUUGCCUAGAGAUCAUUGAUCGCAAAAAGGAUAUAGUGAAACUUCAGCAUGGUGAAUAUGUCUCUCUUGGAAAGGUUGAGUCUGCUCUAAUCGUGAGCCCCUAUGUGGACAACAUCAUGCUGCACGCUGAUCCUUUUCACAAUUUCUGUGUGGCACUUGUUGUUGCUGCACCCCAUGCCUUAGAAGAAUGGGCUUUAAAGCGAGAAAUAAGUUACAGUGAUUUUUCAGAUCUGUGCCAAAAAGAGGAAACAGUGAAAGAAGUGCAUGGGUCAUUGAUUAAGGCAGCAAAACAAGCAAAAUUAGAUAAGUUUGAGACUCCAGCCAAGAUAAAGUUGCUUCCUGAACCAUGGACCCCGGAAUCUGGUCUGGUCACUGCUGCACUCAAGCUCAAGAGAGAAGUUAUUCGGAAGGCGUUUGCUGAUGACCUUGCAAAUUUAUAUGCGUGAAUCUGAGUUACUUUAAGAGAGGAGGUGCGUAGAGCUGCACCUAUUUACCACGUAUUAGAAAUUUUAUGUAUUUACCGUGAAUCUGAGCUGCACCUACCACCUAUUUACACAGUGACAAAGCUGGGCCAUUUCUGUUUUUUUCUUUCUUUUUCUCUGUGAAUGAUGCUCCAGAAACAAUGCUACGAAAGGCCAGCGAUGAAAGAUCAUUACUUCAAAAUGACCCCCUUUUUUUUCACUUUUU